CUCCCCAACUCGAUACGACUACUGCACUUCGGACCCGCGCGCACGCUCCCAAAGCCCUCGGAUUUUCAGAUCAGUAAGUACUACGUACGGUUCCUGGAAUUGCCCGCUCUUUCUCUCUGGGUCAAACCGAAGAGCUCUUGGAUCGACAGGGAUGGAGAUUUUCGGGAUCGAUUUCAGCUGCGCUUUCGGAUCCCUUCGCGACGGGAAGAUCCCGGAGAAGGACUGCCUCCUCCCGCUGCUGUCCAAGAUCCUCGGCUAUGGCAUCGUCGCCGCUUCUACCACCGUCAAGCUCCCUCAGAUAAUGAAGAUUUUGAAGCAUAGGAGUAUUAGGGGCCUUAGCAUGGUGGCCUUUGAGCUUGAAGUGGUGGGUUACACUAUUGCUCUGGCAUACUGUCUCCACAAAAAGCUCCCCUUUUCGGCGUAUGGUGAAUUGGCAUUUCUUCUUAUCCAAGCUAUGAUUUUAGUUGCUAUUAUGUAUUACUUUUCGCAACCGAUGGGAAUCAAGACAUGGAUCAGGCCUCUAAUAUACUGCGCAGUAGCACCGACCAUUUUAGCUGGUCAAAUUGAUCCUGUUCUUUUUGAAGCAUUAUACGCAUCUCAGCAUGCGAUAUUUUUCUUCGCAAGAGUUCCGCAGAUAUGGGAAAACUCCCGUAACAAAAGCACAGGGGAACUCAGCUUCUUGACAUCAUUGAUGAAUUCUGCUGGUUCCAUGGUCAGAGUUUUUACCAGCAUCCAGGAAAAAGCACCUACAAGUGUUGUUUUGGGCUCAGUCAUUGGUAUUGUGACAAACGGAACAAUCUUGAGUCAGAUCAUUUUUUACAGCAAGCCACAAGCAGCAAAAGAGAAGAAAAUGAAGUAGAGAGAUUUUUGGAUGAUGCCUUACUGGUGCCGCGGACAUUAUAUUUGCAAAGGGAGUGGGGUCCAUCAUUCUUGAAGAUUUCUUUCUAUUCUUCUUCUUCUUCGUUAUUUCGAAUUACAAUCUAAUUGGGAUCAACAGGUGAAGUAACUAGAUGAAAUGUGUGCAGAUGCAGAUACGAACACAUCUGUAAGUCUCUUGCUAGGAACUUUUGUUGUCAGGUCUGAGGGGUAGGAUUAUCUAGAAAGCACUUUUUAAGUGUUCUCUGGCAAAAAUUUGAUGUACUACACAUGUUGUAUGCACCUUAGAUAUUGCAAUUCCCAUCUCAUAAGUUUAGUCA
Messenger RNA from Syzygium oleosum, 1196 nucleotides. Its product is annotated as mannose-P-dolichol utilization defect 1 protein homolog 2. The transcript is spliced from 8 exons. Bases 152 to 859 code for a protein of 235 amino acids. The record is from RefSeq and is a predicted model, not a curated record. Lineage: Eukaryota; Viridiplantae; Streptophyta; Magnoliopsida; Myrtales; Myrtaceae.